Messenger RNA from Schistosoma turkestanicum, 3271 nucleotides. The record is from the annotation of a GenBank genome assembly. Lineage: Eukaryota; Metazoa; Platyhelminthes; Trematoda; Strigeidida; Schistosomatidae.
UGUGUUUGAAUCGUUCAAGAUGUAAGGUCAUAUAUCACGAGAUACUAGAGGCUUUAUUAGAUUGUCAAGAUGUAAUUGUCUGUCUUGAUGUACGACAAUACGUCCUGAUUAACUAAAAUUGUAUUCUGAUGUCUCACAAUAGUUUCACUGUUAGCUACCCUCAUCUAUAAACUCCAAUUCUUUGAGAUUAUUUAGCAGCAAACUUAUUAUAGAUCGUAAAUUUAGUAUGUCCAGUGCAAAUAAUGUUUGAUUUCUCUAGAUGAAAAUAAGAAAUCACUGGACAGUUCGGAAUGUAUACAGAUUGUGCGGUUGUGCUCGGAAUUGCAUUUACAAUGCAGGACGUAUCUCACAAUUAUUCGAAAUAAUCUUGAAACGGAGGAUGAAAAUGCUGAGACCCCUCAAUCGGAAAGUGAUAUUGUUGGUGCUUUAAGAAGACUUCAUACCCUUCUGGACUCGGGGUUUGCUGCAAGGAUUAAAUAUCUGUAUUCAAUAGUAGGUGACUAUGACUUCGGCUCUUUACGGGCCAACGGAAUCCGAAGCUUUUUGACUAUCACUAUGAGGUGCUCCGUUGUUCUUCUGACGUACAUUCGACAAAUGAGCUCAUAUUCCAUUUCCAACUGGUCCGGUAUAACACAUAAGAGUGUAAUAGCAUAUAUCAAUUGCCUUAUGGAACUCAGUCUGUGUCUUGAAAUUCUCAGUUAUCUUCCACGUUUCAGUAAUGGUACUUCACUUUUUCCACGAUCUGAAUUCGUUGAUUUGCCGGAAAUUGGACAGUGUGAUGUAAAUAGUUUUGAUGAUAAAUCAACAACUAAUGUUACAGGUGUAUAUUAUACUGUUGAAUCAAAACACUAUCAAGAUCUUACAGAGUUCUAUCGAUUAGAAGCCCUGUCAGACAGUAUAAAACAAGAAUGUUUUUAUGGUCGUUGUCUAGCUUUUUACUUAUGCCCUAGUGCUCAAAGAAUUCUACUGUUCUUGAAUUCAUUUAUGGCGGGAUAUGGUAAUAGCUUUUUGACUUGCAAACAAGGCAUUGCCAGUUUAGUCAAUACAGUUUAUCGGUCGGUUACUUCUUACUUAUCUCCAGAAGACCGUGGUAAAAUUCUGGCCAAACUUACACGAAGGUCCAGUGUUCAAUUUUGUAAAGCAUUUUGGAGUUUAGCAGAACUACGUGUAGUGUCUGAAGCUCCUAAUGUAAUUCUACCUUCUAUGGCUGUAGCUCAUUCUUUCAAAUUACAAACAAAAUCACUAAAAAUACCCCUAGAUAUGAAUAAUCGAGAAGGCGAAAAAGAAUUUAUUGUAAUCGAACCACCAAAAGCACAUAUUGGCAUAGCUCCACUAGGAAUGCGUAUAUUAUGCCGACAUCUUAGAUGUGGUUUAGAAUGGACUCGAACAACAGAAUCAUUGCCUAAAUUUUUCACAUCACCUAAUUAUAUUAUAAAUCGAUCAAAUCAUCAUUAUUCAAGCAGAAAUUCCGUGUCAUCAUUAUACGGUUCACCCAAUGUUUCAUCAUCAGCUGAUCAUGUCGUAUCAUAUUCCAAAGAUCGUCGUUGUUCAUAUGAAAGUUUUAAAUUGUUAAAUAAUAAUUCCAAUGAGAAUAAUAAUAAUAAUCAUACAACUAGAUCAUCGAAUGUAUUAUUUUAUAUACAUGGUGGUGGAUUCAUUGCUUUAACAUCUCAAUCACAAGAUAAUUUUUUACGUAUAUGGGCUGAACAAUUGAAUUGUCCAAUUAUCGCUGUUGAUUAUUCUCUUUCACCGGAAGCGCCUUAUCCACGUGCAUUAGAAGAAUGUUAUUACGCGUAUUGUUGGAUAACAUUAAAUCUUGAAAAUUUAGGUUGUACACCAAAUGCCAAAAUUGUUUUGGCUGGUGAUUCAGCUGGUGGCAAUUUAGCUUUAGGUGUUUGUAUGCGUGCUGUUCAUGAUGGUUUAUUGAAUAGACCAAUUGGAAUAUUUUUAGCUUAUACACCUGUGAUUGUAUCGCUUACACCAUCUCCUUCAAGAUUGUUAUCACUAUGUGAUCCGUUACUUCCGAUUGGAGUUCUUUCGAAAUGUUUAUUGGCUUAUGCUGGUAUAGACGAAGCAACAUUGAAUUUCGAUAAACUUGUUGAUGAUAACGAUGAUGAUGAUGAUGUUAAAAUUCAUGAAGUUGAUACAAACUUAACACCAACUCAACAGACUUCACCUUUAUGGUCUCGAUUAUUUUCAACACUUUGGUUUAAUCCAUUAAAGUUGGGUUUAAAUAAUUCUAAAGAAUUGAACAUUGAACAUUUACGUCGUUAUUCAAGCAUUGAAAUCCCGCCUGUAUAUGAUAGUUAUUUUCAACAUCCAAGAGAUCAAUCUGUACCGUCUAAUUUAUGCCGACUAUAUGAUGAGUCAUACUCGCCGCAUAAAUCUCCAAGAUUGAAUAAAUCAGAAUUAUCGAAAUCCAAUUCAGAUUCACUACAAUCCCAUACUACUGCUACUACUAAAAUAAGAGAUACUAUUUCCUGUGAAAACAAUGCAUCAUCGUCAUCAUUGCCAAAACAAUUUGAUCGCCAUACAACUGCUUCAAUUCAUAAACAACAGAUAACCGGAGAGAAAUCAGGUGAUAAUAUUGAUGAACAUGAAUGUACACCGAAAUUGCAACAACCACGUCGACCAUCAACCGAUUUGAAUCGUAUUCGAAAUAUUCAUUUAAGUCAGAAUGGUUUCAUGUCACCAUAUUUAGCUUCAGAUGAUAUGUUACGUGGAUUGCCUCCGGUUGUUAUUACUUGUUCACAAUUCGAUCCAUUUUUGGAUGAUGGAUUGGAAUUGGCUAAACGUCUUGUCAAAUUGAACAUUUCAGUCGAUGUACGUGUAUUGGAUGAUUUGCCUCAUGCAUUUCUUAAUUUUUGUUUAUUAGGCCCAGAAUUUCAAAUAGCUAAUAAAAUUUGCAUUGAAUUAGUAAGAAAUUUAUUCAAUGAAUAUUAUUUAUCGAAAAACAGCGAAUAAUGAUUUAUAUAUAUAGAUAUGCGCCCCUUGUUUCUUGUUCUCUGGCCCCUAUGUAUGUAUGUAUGCCUAUGCCUAUGUAUAUGUAUAGUGUCAUUACAAAAUUGAGUACACUUUUCAUAUUCAUUCCUAGUAGCUGUGAUAUCUAUCCACCAGUAGUUGUCCACCUCCUUCUCAUCAUCAUCAUCAUUCUUCUUCUGCCUUACAUUACAUAAUCAUACAGCUCUGAUGUGUACGUACGUGAUCGUCAAUUUGUACAUCGACACACACACACUCACAUAUAUAUAUACGCCUAUGACGAGUACGUCCC